AUGACCCGCCCAUCAACCUGCUGUGGUCAAUCAACCAGCGGCUGCGUCUGCGCCGCCCAAGCCCGCUGCGAAUGCGGCAAGACAACCGCAGAGCACUGCGACUGCAGCAAGAAGGCUGUUCAUGACCCUCAUAGCCAGGGACCUAGAUGUUCUUGCCGGAUGAGACCUGCUGGUCAUUGUACGUGUGAGAGAUCAGUCACUGAGAAUCGGCCUGUGCAUGGGGAGGCGUGCGCUUGUGGACAGAGACCUGCUGAUUCCUGCACAUGCGAAAAAGUCCAGAAGAUCGAUGACGCUGUUCACCAAGUAUUGGAGACGGAUUUCACCACGAAAGCCUAA
Molecule: messenger RNA, 336 nt
Organism: Talaromyces marneffei
Lineage: Eukaryota; Fungi; Ascomycota; Eurotiomycetes; Eurotiales; Trichocomaceae
Exons: 3
Coding region: 1-336 (111 amino acids)
Source: RefSeq, a predicted model, not a curated record